Candidula unifasciata is the source of this 2427-nucleotide messenger RNA. The record is from the annotation of a GenBank genome assembly. Lineage: Eukaryota; Metazoa; Mollusca; Gastropoda; Stylommatophora; Geomitridae.
AUGGCGAGCGAGGGGAAGGCCAAAUCUAACAAGCAGAUGACUAUCACGUUUACCCUGCCUAUUUCUUGUCAAAUUUGUUUGGGCAAGGUGAAGCAGCCAGUGCUGUGCCCCAAUCAUCAUGUUUUCUGCAGUCUGUGCCUGGAGAUUUGGCUCAAUAGAAAUCAGCAGUGUCCUGCCUGUAGAGUGGACAUUGGACCUGAUAAUCCUGUCAGACAUAUUAUAGGUAAUCAGCUAGAAGAGGAGAUUUCAGAGACUAGAAGCACACCUGAGUUUAGACGUGCCAGAUUUGAUCUCUUGUACAGAGAGUAUGAAGAUGAGCUGGAGAAGUUGCAGAAGGACAAUGUCAUUCUGAAAAUGCAGAACAGUAUUCUCACCAGUCAGCUCCAGGAUGCAGAGCACAAGAAUAUGGUUUCCGAAGACAAGAGGGGCUCGAUUUCAAGUGCUUCACCUCAAACACCUGAUGGUCUUAGGCUACUCCAGAUUAGCAGGAACUUGCAGGAGGUGCAGAAACUCUACCAAGGCAUCAGAGUUGAAAUGGCUGAGCUGAAACAGGAAAAUUGCAGAUUAAAAGAAGAGAGUGUGAACUUGACGAGGGAAAAUGAGAACCUUCGUUUAGAGAUUGCUCAGAGGUCACCCAAAAAAUUCGGCAGGUACACAGUUGCAACCCUAGAGACAAAGCUUGCAGAGCAAGAGAAAGAAAUUCGGCAGCUAAAGAAGGCAUUAGAGCGAAGUGAUGCUUACAUUGAGGAGCUGCAGCAGCAAGACAGACGUGGGCUGCCCAGAUAUGACACAGACACUCCAGGAGGCAAGGCCAGGUUCCACAUUAAUCUAGAACCAAAAGGAUUAGAAGCAGGGGCUCAUAGUUCUACAGAUGGUGGCGGGCCACGCAAAGUUCUCUUUGGCAAAGUGAUUCCUGAAGAAGCAGUUAAACCAGACACUAAAGCUAAUGUGUUUUCUACAUUAGGGUCUGAUAAAUCAUCUCAGAAGUACCACAGGAGCCUAGUAUUCAGCAAGAAUUGUGAGAACUUAGCGGGGGGUGAGUUUGAUUCCCUUCAUCUUCAGAAAAGUGCUGAUGUUAGAAAUGUACCUGAGACAUCUAGUCAUUCUGAAGCUGCUUAUAAAAAAUCACAUGAUCUUGAAGAAUCUAUUCAAGUUUCAAGUCAAGCAUCUCUACAGAGUCAGCCUGAUUUUGAAGAGACAGCCAAAGGAAUCAUCCCAGAUAAAACUAUGAAAAAGGUUCAUUUCAAAGAUUCUGAAAAGGCUAGUGAUACUGCAUCCUUUGACCUGGAGGUACCCAGUCCUAUUUCUUCAUUAAUUAGUGAGUCAUAUUCAUCAUUCAGCAAGGAUUUAUCAUCCCCAGGGCAAAAGUUGUCUCUGGAGGCUAAACCUUUUUCAGGGUACCACUGUCAAGUUAAAUUGGAAGCUCUGGAAGGAGAAGAGGAAUAUGGCAGAAGCUCUGCUGACAAUAAUGUUCUCUCUUCAAGAGAUCAGAAGGCUUUUAAAAAACCAAAACCAACAUUAAGGAAAAAUCGGAAAAUUCCUGUUGCUAAAAAGAUAAAACAGGAACCAGUGGAGGAAUCAAUGGAAGACAGCAGCCAUUUGAGUGUCCCAGAUAUAACUCCAACAGACACAGUAGAUAAUGUGAGCCACAUUGCUGAUUAUACAGAAACCAGCGAUGACUUUGACAUGUCCAUGACCCCAGAAAUGACAGACUGUCUUAGACUGUUUGACCAGGCAGAGAAGAAAGUCUCCUCCAUGGCUAGCACUUCUAGUGGAAUUGUUCCAAAACCAGAUUCUGUAGUAACCCAUGCCCACCAGACUCCAUGGUCAUCUGGUCCUCCAAACAGCUCAGCAUUCAUUCUGCAGUCAUCAUCGGGAAGUUUUCCCCCAGCAAAUAUCAAUAGUGGGCACAGAUUUGCUUCAACAGGCAACAACAUCAGGGGCUGGCAGCAGCAGUUUUACAACGCACUCAAAGUUAACCCUGACAGAGUCGGCACUGUCUACCAUCCUCCAGAUGUUGCAUUUGGGUCAAGUCACUAUCCUCGUAGCAAUGACCAUCUGGAAUCUGGAAACAAAAGUAAAAUGAAUUCUUUCAUGAACAAUAACCCCUCCAAGAAUGCAGCCAGCGCUAAGGAUUUUACAUUUAGUGAACCUCUUAGAGUGACCGCACCGUUCCUUGACCUCCCAGAUAGUGCCACAGGCAGAAAACAGUCCAGUCUGACCAACCCAUUCACCUCAGGCCUAAGCUUCCCAGGCCCAUCCACUUCCUCCUCUACAUUUCCGUCUUCUUUCACUUUCAUGACUCCGCCUGACAUUCGUAAAGACAGCUAUCAUCAUUCCUCAUCAACAUUAUCCUUGGUUGCACCCUCAGCUUUUUCACACACAAACUCAUAUGUUACUCACACUGGAAGACAAACCGGAUUAUAG